CCCGGCCCGCACUCGAUGUGGGUCUGGCCCUGGGGAGGCUGCCGGCACCUGUGUGCUGCAGCUCGGGACCGCCCGCGCUGUUCCCUGACUGCGCACUGCUUCCUUCCACAGGACUUGGUGAACAUCGAGAUGUUCCUGACGGCCAAGGAAGUGGAGGAGUCCCUGGAGAGACGCGAGACUGCCACCUGCCUGGCCUGGUGCCACGACAACAAGUCACGGCUACGCAAGAUGAAGGGCCGGCAAAGCGAACACGACGGGAAGACGGGACGGAAAAGUAGAGUGGCCAGUGGCUCCCCUAAAGAGAGUGAGGAUCUUGGUAUGGAAACCGUAAAAGGAAAGCCGGAGUUGAGCUGCCUGGAGUUCAGCCUAAGGAUCCAGGAGUUCAUCGAGCUCAUCCGUCAGAACAAGAGACUAGACGCCGUGAGACAUGCAAGAAAACACUUCAGUCAGGCUGAAGGGAGCCAACUGGAUGAAGUCCGCCAGGUCAUGGGCAUGCUGGCCUUCCCACCGGAUACUCACAUCUCCCCCUACAAGGACCUGCUGGACCCGGCCCGGUGGCGGAUGCUGAUCCAGCAAUUCCGAUAUGACAACUACCGGCUGCACCAGCUGGGGAACAACUCUGUGUUCACCCUCACGCUGCAGGCAGGCCUUUCGGCGAUAAAGACACCGCAGUGCUACAAGGAGGACAGCAGCUCCAAGAGCCCCGACUGCCCUGUGUGCAGCCGCUCCUUGAACAAGCUGGCACAGCCCCUGCCCAUGGCCCACUGCGCCAACUCGCGUCUGGUCUGCAAAAUCUCGGGUGAUGUGAUGAACGAGAACAACCCACCCAUGAUGCUGCCCAACGGCUACGUCUACGGCUACAAUUCUCUGCUGUCCAUCCGCCAAGAUGACAAAGUUGUCUGCCCGAGAACCAAAGAAGUCUUCCACUUCUCCCAAGCCGAGAAAGUGUACAUCAUGUAGGCGUCGUCGCUGCACACCAGGGCGCCCGGAAGGCCCCUCCUGGCCCCCGCGCCUGCCCGCCUGCGUGUCUGUUCCUUGCGACCAAAGAUCAGCGAGCACCAAUAAAUACUCUUAGGAAGAGAGGAAGUAAGACUUCACAUGUUUGUACGAAGACGGCGCUUGGUAGGAUUCUGUGCCUGAGUCACCUCUCGAUGCUUCUGAAACUGCUCUCGCCUCUCAGGCAGGUGGCUCAGUGCCAGGGGGUCCUGCACGCACCCGAGGACAGGGACCCGUCACCCCCUGCUCUGUCUCUCCCUUCGCUCACAAGUGCUCCGGAGGGCAGGCCGCUCCCUUGUGGGCCUGGAGCGGGUGUGGCUGUGCUGGUUCCACUGCAGUGAACCAUGAUGCUGGGCCAUGAGGGACGUCAGGAUGCUUUGUAGAGCUGCUGCCUGGUGCCGUGUCCCGCGGGCUGCUUCCAGGGUGGCUCUGCCCGCCACGGCACACGUCGGCCGUUAGGUUCAGUGCCCCGUCCGUGCCGCCUUACUCCCUGCCUGAGGAUGUAUUCAUGGGAAUCCCGGCUGAGUCCCUGCAGAGGCCUUGCCAGAUGGCUCUGUAACUUGAGCCUAAGCACCAUUCAUCACAAAAACGGGGAGCCCAGCUGAGGAUCCCCCAGGGACAUCAGUCAGCGAACCAUUGUAGUUAUAUGAGACUGUGUGUAGAGGUUUGUAUUUAGUGCUUAUUUUUGCAUGUCGAUGUUGAUCAUCUAAUAAACUGUACAUGUAACACAGGCUAAUAAAGGGUUUUCUAUUA
Messenger RNA from Manis javanica (Malayan pangolin), 1749 nucleotides. The record is from RefSeq and is a predicted model, not a curated record. NCBI's taxonomy places the organism in Eukaryota, Metazoa, Chordata, Mammalia, Pholidota, Manidae.